CCACCCGUCGGCGUCUGCUCCCGGGCGCACCGCACCUCGCCCUGCCCUCCUGGGGCGGCCCCGGACCUGGGCGGGCCGAGAGCUCGGGUGUCUGCCCGAAGGUUUUCCUCGAACGUUGUUCUGAGCUUGCAGGCUUACAGCCUGCCGCAGGAACGCGCUUUUCUAGGCGGCAGCUUUGUGAGAUGGGAGGCUUUUGAGCGGGAGGCGGAGGUGAUGGAGAAAUGCGGUGGGAUUGGCACGUAACGGAGCCCGUGGGUCUUUUCCUUGGAAUAUUCCCUGAAACAACGCGCAGCCUCGCGCCGCGUCCUGCCCGCCUGAGCCUGUGCUCUGCCGUGCACGAAGUCCCCUGGGUUCUGCCGGCACUGAGCGCUGCGGGCGUUGGGUCGGUGCAGCCGACAGGUAACAGGGAGCGUUUCGGAGUUAGUAACUCAGCUCUCACCUCGUCCACACAGGAAGAAGCUGACCCAUCGCUUCAAGCACUUGAAUCCCGCCAGGAGGAGAUUCUUAAACGCCUGUAUGAGCUGAAGAGCGCCGUCGAUGGUCUCUCCAAGAUGAUACAAACUCCUGAUGCUGACUUUGACGUAACUCAUGUCAUUCACAAUGAUGAGUCUUCUCCUCUGACAACAAACGGAGCGGAUUUAGAUCUGAUGCUUGGAAAAGAUUAUGGUGCUCUGAAAGAUAUCGUAAUCAAUGCAAAUCCUUCUGUACCCCCCUUGUCCUUAUUAGUACUACACAGCCUGCUUUGUGAGCGCUAUAAGAUACUAUCAGCUGUUCACACACAUUCAUCUGUGAAAAGUGUGCCCGAAAAACUCUUGAAAUGCUUUGGAGAGCAGACAAAGAAGCAACCACGCCAUGAAUAUCAGUUGGGCUUCACUCUGAUAUGGAAGGAUGUUCCAAAGCCUCAGAUGAAGUUCAGCAUUCAAACCAUGUGCCCAAUCGAAGGAGAAGGAAACAUUGCUAGAUUUCUCUUCUCCCUUUUUGGCCAGAAGUACAAUGCAACUACUUCAACUCUGAUUGACAGCUGGGUUGACACAGCCAUCUUCCAGCUCAAAGAAGGCAGCAGUAAAGAAAAAGGAGCAGUCUUGCGAUCCAUGAAUGCUGCCCUGGGCAAGACAUCGUGGUUGGUGGGAAACGAACUCAGUGUAGCAGACAUUGUUGCAUGGUGCGUCCUUCAGCAGACAGGUAGUGCAAAUGCUGCACCAUCCAAUGUGCAGAAAUGGAUGAAGUCCUGUGAGAACUUAGCACCUUUCAGCUCUGUUAUUAAGCUACUGAAAUAAGUCUGUGCUGUUACAAACAGGGUGAUUUUAACCUUUUUCCACCCCAUGCCUACUGUCGUGGUUUGAAUCCUUUCUGAGAGCUAUUCAGUUUCUACAGUUGGACAGAAUUCUAAAAACAAUAAAAAUAUUACAGCUGCC
This is a messenger RNA of Numida meleagris (helmeted guineafowl), 1415 nucleotides long. RefSeq names its product aminoacyl tRNA synthetase complex interacting multifunctional protein 2 (gene AIMP2). Bases 222 to 1277 code for a protein of 351 amino acids. Gene Ontology annotation, cellular component: aminoacyl-tRNA synthetase multienzyme complex. The record is from RefSeq and is a predicted model, not a curated record. Lineage: Eukaryota; Metazoa; Chordata; Aves; Galliformes; Numididae. The transcript is spliced from 4 exons.